Messenger RNA from Micropterus salmoides (largemouth bass), 3971 nucleotides. RefSeq lists its product as uncharacterized. The transcript has 14 exons. NCBI's taxonomy places the organism in Eukaryota, Metazoa, Chordata, Actinopteri, Centrarchiformes, Centrarchidae. The coding region runs from base 124 to 3129 and encodes 1001 amino acids. The record is from RefSeq and is a predicted model, not a curated record.
ACCUUCCUCUCCUGCAGACCCUGCAUCCAUGUGCAGAUGGUAGAAAACAGACGGAGGAGAAGAAAGAAGAUGAGAUGAGUUUGAAGUGUUUGCUGGCUAACCGAGAAGCCAACAUUUUGACAAAUGGAGGAUCAUACGUAUUAUUUAGCAGAAGAAAAAGCAAAGGAGCGAGAAUCAACUCCGUCAAAGAAGCAAAAACACGACGAAGGAAGACGAAAUCGGGAGAGACGACGGCAGAAAUCAAGGAUAAACAUCGGUGCGGCCUUCCCCAAAUGGAAAUCUCUGAAGAGGGACAAAUGUUUUCAGAGUGACGCCGAAGUUGCCUGUUUUCUGCUGCACAGCUAUGAGAGAGGAUCUGCAGCAUCGACUCCAAUGGAGGAAACACCUUUUCAAGACACAGCUGCAGCAGUGUCUAGCAUCGGUGCUUCUAGAAGGAUGGACAGAGAUGAACGUCUGAAUGUCACUGCAGAAGCCACAGAAAUGGACAUUGAACAAAGCUUACAUGACAUGAGCAUGGAUGAGAAGCUCAAAGUUUUCAAUAACCCCUUGAACAGUGUAAUUGAUUGGACAGAUGAAGGCUCUUCUUACUUUCAUGAAAAAGAUGAUGGAGAUAAAGAUGACAGCUCUGAUGAAGAGGAUCUUCCACCCAUUUGUAUACGAAUGGGUGGAGCAUUAAAGAAAGCACCAUCGAUCGAUCGACUUCCAGUUAUUGGAACGGGCGAGGCAGCGCAUGACCAGCCUGCACGUGAAGACCCUCCUGAUGAGGCUUCUCCCUGUGAUCAGGACCCUGUUUUCCCAUCCCCACAUCAGGUCCUUUGUGAAGAUGACAUCGUUGGUGCCAGAGCUUCAAUAGUAUACGAGGACUGCUUGAGACAGCUGGCUACAUUUCUGAUCCUGCCUGUGAAAAAAUGUACAGGCCUUUUAAAGACUGGUGUGGUGUGUGACUGUGUUGCCCCCUUUGAGAUCAACAUCACUUCCAAGGGCACAGCAACGAGUGUCGAAUGGAUCUGUCCCAAUGGACACAGCUUGUGGAGGUGGAAUUCCCAGCCUGUAAUGAAGUGUGGGACGCAAGCUGGAGAUUUUCUCUUGUCCACCAACAUUUUGUUGUCUGGCAACGACUAUGCGAAGGUCGCCCUCUUGUUCAAGUUCAUGAACAUGGGGAUGGUGAAGAAGAACACCUUCGUGUCCAUUCAGGACGCUUACUGUGUGGACACAGUGAAGGCCUUCUGGGAAGAGAGGAGGACUGAGGCCCUCAGUGGCCUUCAGGGUAAAGAUGUUGUGGUCCUAGCGGAUGGCAAAUAUGACUCUCCAGGCCAUCGUGCACAUUACUGCAGCUACGCCACCAUGGAGAAUGACACUAAGGAGAUCAUUCAUGUUGCCAUCAUCAACAAGCAGCACCCAUCCUGCAACUCUGUCGUCAUGGAGAAGGAGGGUUUUAUCAAGGCUGUGGACAAGCUUACAUCAGAGAUAAAGCUAGUGGAGAUCUGCACAGGUGCUAAUGCCCAGAUCGCAGCCCUUAUGGACCCAGACGAAGGCAGAUACAAGGAUCUUGGAAUCCAUCACAGUCAGGACAUGUGGCAUGGUGCCAAGAACCUGGUCAAGAAAAUAGCUGCUGCAGCAAAGAUGGAAGGACAGGCCAAACUCCUCAUCUGGCUGAAAGACAUUCUAAACCAUUUUUGGUGGUGUUGUAAGAAAGCUGACACAGCCAAGAGGUUUUUGGCACUGUGGGUUGGUAUCACUUACCAUGUCUGUGACGUUCACAUCUGGACUAAUGGAAGGUGUCAACAUGGGCAUCUUGAAGAAACAUGUGGAAAGGCGUGGAUCCAGAAAGACUCCAGGUGCCACAAAGCUUUAGUGGACAUCGUUCUCAAUAAGCGUUGGCUGAAGGAUGUGCAUAAAUACCUGCGCUUCAGAUCAACUGCAGACCUAGAGGUAUUCCAGAAUCAUAUACUGAUGUAUGCCAGCAAGCGCUUCACCUUCAGUCCCCCAGUUUAUGAGGCAAGAGUUCUGCUUGCUGCUCUGGACUAUAACUUCCACCGGAACCGACCAACAGUAAAAAUAGCUGAAGGCAAAGAGAUUUUCAGAAGGCUGUACAAGAAAAACGGCAGAAGAUACAGCCUAUACGCCCUGAAAUCUGAAAAAACCUACGCAUACGUCUCUGAGCUGCAAGCAAGGAUUGUAAAGCGGAAAAUCACAAGUGAAGUGGUGAUGCCUAAAAGGAAGACAGUGUUCCCUGCAGAUGUCCAGCGGCUGUUGGUGAUUCAAAUACAGGUUCCCCCAGCGUGUAGCCCCAGUCUGGAACAGAAGGACCCAGAGCCCCUUCACAUAAAAGAAGAACAGGAGGAACUCUGGAUCAGUCAGGAGGAAGAGCAGCUUAAUGGGCUGGAGGAGGCUGAUAUCACCAGGUUCCCAUUCCCUGCUGUUACUGUGAAGAGUGAAGAUGAGGAAGAGAAACCUCAGUCUCCACAGCUUCAUCUAAGCCAAACUGAGGACAACAGAGAGGCAGAGCCUUCAGCCAGCAGCUCAGCUACACAGAUAAAAACAGAAACUGAUGGAGGAUCAGAACCUGCUGGGAACCUUGAUCCAGAUAGUCAUUUACAACCAGAUACUGAUGAAAAAGCUUCAGACACUGAAGUCAGUAGUAAUGACCGGCAUGAACCUUUGUCAGAUUGUGGGCCUGAAACUGAAGACAUUGACAAUGGUUGGAUGGAGACCAGAGCACCUGAGUUGGAUGUAAAUGCUCUGAAAUAUAAGGAAGCUCCUGUAAGUGAUGUGGAAUGUAGUGCUGGGGGAAAAUCCUUUAGCUGCUUUGAGUGUGGUAAACAAUAUCACCACAAGGGGUCUCUUCAGAGACACAUGAUAUGUCAUUUAAGCAAAAGGCCUUCCACCCAUCUGGUUAAUGAGAAAUGUUGUAAAGUAAAGGAAAAUGUAGAUUCACAGAGAAGAGUCCACACAAGAGGGAAACCAUUUGGCUGUGGGGUUUGUGGUAAAAGGUUUAACAAGCGGACACAUCUUACAUUACACAUGAGAGUCCACACAGGAGAGAAACCAUUUAGCUGUGAUGUUUGUGGUAUAAGAUUUACACAGCAGCCACAUCUGAAAACACACAUGAGAAUCCACACAGGAUAGAACCACUUCAGUUGCAGGGUUUGUUGUGAAAGAUUGUGUUGGUAAAACCACAGUAGUUGGCAUUGUCUUCAAUUGUUUUGUUUUUGUCUUUCCUCAUUGUGUGGUGUUUAAGAAAUAUGUCGUUUAGGCAGACGGACACAACGGCUCUGUGUGGCAUGUAAGCAAAAUACCACCAGUACCAACAACUUUAGAAAUAAGACAGACUAAAGAACACACAUUUCGCUUGGCUUGUUGUGGCUAAAUCCAAAUUGACAAAAGCUGUCUGCAAACACUUAAAAGCUGCAAAGAUGAAAAUGACAUUUACACAUGCUGCCUCAUAUGCCAUCUGCACUUUUAUACUGCAGUACACCAGGAGUAUUAAUGGUGACGCUAGUUGGAAAAUGUGUAUACCUUGAUGAUGUAUGGAUGUGAAAAUAAAAGGUUCAAGUCAUCAGCAUAUUAACACACCAAACCAUGAGUGUGUCAUUGAAUGGCUGUAAUGACUGCCACCCUCACCUUUUAACUAAUAGUUCUCUGCUGCGAGGAAAAAAAUAAAACAAGGCGGGGAACCAAAACUGUUUUCCAAAAAAAAUUGGAUAAAUCUUUAUUGUAAUAACGGCAGUGACAACACGGCCUACUGUAGCUCUGCGAUGGAAGGAACAAAAAUAUUCCAAACAUACUGCACAUCAAGGAAUGUAUCUGUAUUAACAAUGUACAUUUUGUGUAAACUAAGUAAUACAGUCAUCUGAAAUAUUGGAUUACAUUUUUUAAAAGUGUAGUAGGAGGUGCGUCCUUUGGUGCACCUUACUCAGGUUUUCACCUUUUUUAAAAAUGAGAUUUAUAAAAUGAAAAUGACUAUCAAA